CCCUAUAAAUAGCUUUCCUAUUUCAAAAUUAUUGGAAAUGAAAAACCUCUGCGCUAGGGUUUAAGCUAUCCCUGCUAUAUUUCUCUAGAGUAUAUUCCGAUGGCAUCUUCCGUCAGAUUAUUGCUCUCCAGAGCUUCACACCGGAACGUAUUCCAUUCUCCCCGGCCGUCUCAUCUGAACAAUUUUCUCUUAUCGAGUCUCCACUCCUUUCUCUCUCAUCCCGAACCAUAUUUCCAUUCCCAUUCUAGAAACUUCUCCGCGGAAUCCAUCACCCAAGACUUGAAUUCUUCUGUCGCCGCCGCUCUGAAUCUAGACAACCGUAUUCCGGCCACCGUCAUCACCGGAUUUCUCGGCUCCGGAAAGACCACUCUUCUGAAUCAUAUAUUGACAUCCCAACAUGGAAAGCGGAUUGCUGUCAUAGAGAAUGAGUUCGGUGAAGUAGAUAUUGAUAGUUCGUUAGUUGCCAGUCAUUCCUCAUCCAAUGAUGACAUCAUCAUGGUCAACAACGGUUGUCUAUGUUGUACCGUGCGUGGAGAUCUUGUCAAAAUGCUAUUGGAAUUGGUCAACAAGAGGCGGGACAAAUUUGACCACAUUGUUAUAGAAACAACCGGUCUUGCAAAGCCUGGUCCUGUGAUUGAAACGUUUUGUAGUGACGAGCUGCUUUCACGCCAUGUGAAACUCGAUGGAGUUGUUACUUUGGUCGAUUCUGUAAAUGUCACUAAACAUUUGGAUGAAGUGAAACCUAGGUUUGUGGUGAAUGAGGCUGUGGAACAAAUUGCUUAUGCGGACCGUAUUAUUUUGAAUAAAAUAGAUUUGGUGAGCGAAGCUGAUGUGGAUACAUUAAGAAAAAGGAUUAAGCUUAUCAAUGGAAUGGCGCCAAUAAAGCUAGCGAAGCAUGGUUUAGUUGACAUGGACUUUGUUUUGGGAGUUGGUGGUUAUGAUCUCGACAGAAUUGAUUCCGAAGUUAAACCAGAUGAUUCUCAUUGUUCUCAUCAUCAUGAAACCGGGCAUGAGCAUCACAAAGGGCAUCAUCAUCAUAAUCACGUACACGAUUCUGCCGUCACCAGUGUCAGUAUUGUUUCUGAAGGAACUUUAGAUCUCGAUUAUUUCGAUGAUUGGCUCGAAAGAUUGAUAGAAGAGAAAGGUGAUGACAUGUACAGAAUGAAAGGAAUAUUAUCAGUGACCGAUUCUGAACAACGAUACGUUUUCCAGGCGGUGCAUUCUAUUUUCGAUGGCUGCCCAGGCAAGGAAUGGGACCCGGAGGAGAAAAGGGUAAACAAAAUUGUAUUUAUCGGGAGGAAUUUGGACGAAAAUGCCCUUAGGAAAGGCUUUAGAGGCUGUUUAGUGUGAGUAGAGUCGACUAACGGAAGCUUCCGUUGAUAGCUUACACUAGCGCGAGGAAACGUACUACGGUCGUUAGAAGGUUCUGCAACUGUGAUCGAUCUUUAUUUUAUCUAGAAGGAAAGACGAAGAAAUUUGUAAAGUUUUUCACAGGACCAGGUUACAAAAAUAAUAUUAGCCAAAAUCCUCCUAUAAUGCAACUUUUUUUUUUUUUUAGCAAACUACCCCCUAAACCUCACCAUUUAGGGGAUGGGUGAUAAACUAAUGUAUUAUAUGGGGUUUUGUUGGUAAUAUUAAUAACAAGGGGACUUUUUGGCAAUUUGAUUUAAAUUUAAUAAACGAGUGUUGGUAUUUACUGAAAUUCAUUAAACCUUGCCUCGGGAAUGGGUAUGGAUUGCUAUGUUUCAUCUGAUAUUUACAAGUCGAGCGAUACAUUUUAAUUUUUCUUGUUUCAAAAUGUGGAGCUCGUAUGACGUAAAACUGGAAAAUAUUCCACAUAAUCUAAAAUAUUCCAUUAAAUUUAACACGCAAUGAUGGACGUGUAAGAAGAUUCAUAAUUCAGAAGGAUGGUUGUAAUUACCUAAAUAUGAUGGGCGUUUUUCGUAAUUUAAACAUAUCUCAGAGAGUUGUGAGAGUAAUUUAACCCUAUGUAAUCUACACACGUUGGCAAAAUUAUUCUAAAUAAAUAAAUAAAUAAAAAUGGGCCAAUCAGAUUAUGCCACCUACUAGCACCACAGUCCACAUAAAUAUUUAUCUGUGAGCAAAAUUGAAACUAAAAAAAAAAAAAAAAAAGAAAAAGUUCAAACUCAACUACGAAAUCUUGAGCUGUGAUUUCAAAAUGCCGUUAUUAAAUUAUCCAACGGUUUCUUGGUUUCCAAUUCUAUCAUCUUCAUCUUUGUCCAAUUCACAGGGCCUUAUUACACAUGGAGGGUUUCUUCGAAUCGAGAAAUCGAAACGUAUAUUAUGCAA
Molecule: messenger RNA, 2310 nt
Organism: Erythranthe guttata (spotted monkey flower)
Lineage: Eukaryota; Viridiplantae; Streptophyta; Magnoliopsida; Lamiales; Phrymaceae
Cellular component (GO): cytoplasm
Source: RefSeq, a predicted model, not a curated record